This is a messenger RNA of Limulus polyphemus (Atlantic horseshoe crab), 1994 nucleotides long. Its product is annotated as centaurin-gamma-1A-like. The transcript is spliced from 13 exons. Gene Ontology annotation, cellular component: nucleus. NCBI's taxonomy places the organism in Eukaryota, Metazoa, Arthropoda, Merostomata, Xiphosura, Limulidae. The record is from RefSeq and is a predicted model, not a curated record. Gene Ontology annotation, molecular function: GTP binding; GTPase activity. The annotation marks the transcript as partial.
ACAAGCAAUGGUCGGAAGAGCGUGAGGUUGUGUUUAUUUUUACAUUGUGGUCUCUGCUGGUCUUUCUAUGUUUGAUAUAAAAAAUGUGUCAAUUAUUUCUUAGUUGACCAGUUACAAGAAUAGUAAAAUGAGUAACAGGGGCCACAUACCACAGUCAUUUUACAGCAGUUCGUGGGCAAUACGUCAAGAGAUUCAUCGUUUUGAAAGUGUCCACCCUAGUAUCUAUGCGAUUUAUGAUUUGCUAGACCUUAUUCCUGACCCACUCUUGGCAGCUCAAAUAAGGGACCAAGUUGUCCGAAUUGAGGACUCAUUCGUCAACAGCCAGGAGUGGACUUUAAGUCGUUCUGUACCUGAUUUGAGGCUGGGCAUUGUGGGAAGUUUAAACAGCGGGAAAUCAGCUUUAGUCCAUCGAUAUCUGACAGGAUCCUACAUGCAGGAGGAGUCACCAGAAGGUGGUCGCUUCAAGAAGGAGGUGCUGAUCGACGGACAAAGCCAUUUGUUGUUAAUUAGAGACGAAGGUGGACCUCCGGAGCUUCAAUUUAGUUGCUGGGUGGACGCUGUCAUCUUCGUCUUCAGUUUGGAGAACGAGCCAUCUUUCAAUGCUGUCGUCAGUUACUAUACCAAGUUGUCCCACUAUCGCAGCUCUCAAGAAAUUCCAUUGAUCCUUGUCGGUACACAAGAUGCUAUUAGUGAAAAUAACCCCCGAAUAAUUGAUGAUUCUCGAGCUCGGAAACUAGCAAGUGACCUCAAACGAUGUUCUUAUUAUGAAACAUGUGCUACCUAUGGUUUAAAUGUUGAGAGGGUUUUUCAAGAUGCAUGUCAAAAAAUUGUUCAACACAAACUGGCCACACUAACUCCAAACAACUCAAGGCCAAGUACACCAAUUGGUCACCCAACAAGAUGUAACUAUUUCCUUUCAAGUGCUGUCUCACAGACCACCAGUAAGGCUAACAAUGGGUAUAUAUUACCACAUCCUGCUUCCACUACCAUGGUUUCCACUUCUGUAGGCUCAAGUGUAUCAAGUUCUGUAGUCACAUCAGGAACAACAGUGGGCACCUCUCCCAGUCACUGUAGCCAUCCUACUGUUACCUACACACAAAGUCAUCCAGUUUUCAAGGUCAGCAAGGAUGUGAGUAUGAGACAAAGAAGUCAGGAUGCUUCUAGUGGAGUCCCUGUACUGAAGGAUUUCAGGAUUGAAGAUCCAGAUCAUCUUUUGACAGAGGUUGCUUUGCCUCCUACAUCCACUUCUAAGGACAAGGAUUUACCAACACCAAGUUCAACUCCAACAACCUCUCGGAAGAACAGAAGACGUUCAAAUCUGUUCACUCCAUUGAAGAAAGGAGAAGAAGAGAAAAAAACCAAGAAUGGAGAAGUUGGAAGUGGAAGAAUAAUUCCAUUAAAACAGGGUUACUUGUACAAAAGAAGUAGCAAAGCCUUAAACAAAGAAUGGAAAAAAAAGUAUGUAACAUUAACAAGUGAUGGAAGGUUGACUUAUCACCCUAGUCUUCAUGAUUAUAUGGAUGAUGUCCAUGGAAAGGAAAUCCCUCUGAUGCACACAACAGUGAAAAUUCCAGGCCAGAAACCCAGAGGCUCAAGGCAGCUUCCAUCAACAUCAUCAUCAAACCAAAUGAAUGACUUAAGUUCUGAACUGAGUGGUAUUUCUUUUACUGGAGGCACAUACCAAUGUUCUCCUUUUUUGGCUUUCUCCAAAUCUAUCACUCAAGAUCGGGAAGCAUUGUUAGCUUCAGCAUUUGACUUGGUACGAGAUCGCCAGAGUCGCAGGUCAGGUUCAUUAUCCAGUAAUUGUGAUGAUGCUGUAGUGAUUUCCAAUCAUCCAAUCACAUCAGUAGGUGCAGUAAAUGGGAGUGAUGGACAGUAUAUAUCUGGAAUUCCUAGUACUAAUCCUCUUUUGGGAAAACUAGACACUCCCAAUAUCAAGAAACGACACAGAAGAAUGAAGAGCAGUGGGGGAAAGAAUCUUGAAUCUCUUGAUG